Messenger RNA from Homarus americanus (American lobster), 342 nucleotides. Its product is annotated as glycine-rich RNA-binding protein blt801-like. The coding region runs from base 1 to 342 and encodes 113 amino acids. The transcript has a single exon. NCBI's taxonomy places the organism in Eukaryota, Metazoa, Arthropoda, Malacostraca, Decapoda, Nephropidae. The record is from RefSeq and is a predicted model, not a curated record.
AUGACGGCUCCAGCGGCGGCGGUGGCGGGUAUGGCAGCUACAGCGGCGGCGGUGGUGGGUAUGGCGGCUCCAGCGGCGGCGGUGGUAGGUAUUGCGGCUCCAGCGGCGGCGUUGGUGGCGCCCAGCGGCGGCGGUGGCGGGUAUGGCAGCUACAGCGGCGGCGGUGGUGGGUAUGGCGGCUCCAGCGGCGGCGGUGGUAGGUAUUGCGGCUCCAGCGGCGGCGUUGGUGGGUAUGGCGGAUCCAGCGGUGGUGGUGGUGGGUAUGGCGGCUCCAGCGGUGGCGGUUAUGGCGGUUCUAGUGGCGGCGGCUAUGACGGUGGGAGUGUAGGUUAUGGAAAAUAA